Oryza sativa Japonica Group (Japanese rice) is the source of this 1505-nucleotide messenger RNA. RefSeq lists its product as uncharacterized. The record is from RefSeq and is a predicted model, not a curated record. Gene Ontology annotation, molecular function: transcription elongation factor activity. Gene Ontology annotation, cellular component: super elongation complex. Lineage: Eukaryota; Viridiplantae; Streptophyta; Magnoliopsida; Poales; Poaceae. Gene Ontology annotation, biological process: regulation of DNA-templated transcription; transcription elongation by RNA polymerase II.
ACAAAUUAGGGCCCUCCUUGCGAUUUCGAGGUUAGGGUCGGGGUCGAUCCGUCGCGGGGGACCAUCUCUCGGCAUCGAUCGAUCGCCGCCGGUGUCGGCGGCGAGGGGCGGCGCGGGGAUGGCGAGCGGCAACAGCGGCGAGCCGAGCACGGCGCCGCAGCCGAAUCGGUGGUACGAGCUCCGGCUGGGCUCCUCCUGCCGCGACCCCUCCCCCACCGCCAAGUUCUGCACGCUCCGCUAUGAAUUUAAGCCAGCAUCAAUUGAUAAGACUCAAGCUGGGUCUCUGCAGAAGACCAAAGAUAACAGGGUUACUGUGGAAUUCCACAACAAUCAGCCUGGCAAGCCAAAGGUGACAUUUGAAGGAAGCCAAGAAGAGUACAAGGAUAAUGAUGGUGUCUUGUUUUUUGAUGGUGAAACCUUUCGUCUGGAGCGGUUGCAUCGGGCUGUCAAGAGAUUAAGGCAUGUCCGAGUUCCAGGAGAGUCUUCGGCAGCCACUUCGGCUACUACUGGAAUGGGCGAAUCACAUUCCCCUCCAUUACCGAAAGUUGGAAAGUCACCGGCCAUGAGUAAACCUGCUGUACACUCAGUUCCUGUUGAGGUUGAACGCAUUGACAUUGGUGAACCUGAAAAUCCAGUUGCAGGUCUAAGAAACAAUAACAGGAGCACUACAUACCAACCUGUUACCACAAAUCCAUUUUCAUUUUCGCCUGAUCCAAAUGAUCAAGAGGAGAACCUAGACAUACUUGGUGAUGAUGACAAUGGCUCACCGAAUAACAUGUCCUCUGGACAAGGAGCUUCUGUUCGUGGUUUUGACAUCAACAUACCAAACCAGCUUGACAUAGAUGAUGAAAUUGCUGAUGUAGAUGUCAGUGAUGAGGCUGAUGAGGGACUCAAUGCAGCCGAGGCCCUGCGAGCUCAAGUCAAUGCAGAAGGGCAGCAGGAUGAGCAGGAAACCUCUAGCUCUAGCGGGAGCAGCAGCAGCAGUAGUAGCAGUGGAAGUGGGAGUGGUAGUGGAAGCAGCAGCAGUGAUAGUGACGGCAGUGAUGGUGAUUCAGCCAGCUCUGGGGGUGACGUUGAUAUAUAAGUUUGGUGUACAGAGUUUUCUUGCUGUGUAUGCCAUGGUUCACAAUUUUACACCAGUAUCAGGAGGUGUAAGCCUUGAAUGUUUAACUCAUAGUUCACAGGUAACAAAAUUAAGUUUCUUCUGUUGUGAUCUUAUUCUGCUGUAAUUUGUUUGUUCUCCUCUUGGUUAGUCUGCUAUGUUUCUUAGAUCUAGCCUGGAGCAUAGCAUUUGUAUGAAACCUUUGCAUGAUGGAUUUUCUUCCCAAAUAUGGGAUAUAUUUUCUCUUGUUUUGAAGUACAGAACGGCAUAUAUUCUGAUAUGUAGACAUACAUAGUGUGCACCAUGUUGUGGGUUAGUUGUUUGAUGGAAGUAUCUGCCCACUUUUUGUAUCGUACUUGCUUUGCUUUGCAAAUUAACUCAUGGAGCUGUUAUUUUUUGACAA